Messenger RNA from Odocoileus virginianus texanus, 2920 nucleotides. The record is from RefSeq and is a predicted model, not a curated record. NCBI's taxonomy places the organism in Eukaryota, Metazoa, Chordata, Mammalia, Artiodactyla, Cervidae.
ACUUGCUGAGUCGUUUUCUGAGAAGAGACCAUAUUUGUUCGCAGAGGAAGCUGUUGCUUUCUGGGAUCUGGCUACAACAGAAAGGACAUCGGCUCCAACUAGAGUUUUCCAGAGGGUGCCCGGGAGUUGGAAGAGCUGAAGACACCUCCACACUCUGGAUUUGGGGUUCUCUGUCCAUGGGUGCAGCGCCCGUGUUCAGCUGGUGAGCUUCAUCUUCAGCGAGCAGCCAUGGCAUUCAAGAACGUGCCCUUUCGCUCUGAGGUCCUGAGUUGGGACCCUGACACCCUUGCAGACUAUUUCAAAAAGCUAAAUUACAAGGACUGUGAAAAGGUCGUGAGGAAAUAUCACAUUGAUGGGCCACGUUUUCUGAGCCUGGCAGAGAACGACAUCCAGAAGUUCCCUAAGCUCCGCGUGCCGAUUCUCAGUAAGUUAAGUCAAGAAAUCAACAAGAAUGAAGAAAGAAGGAGCAUUUUCACACGCAAACCCCAAGUCCAGCGGUUUCCAGAGGAGACAGAGAGCCAUGAGGAAGACAACGGAGGCUGGUCGUCCUUUGAAGAAGAUGACUAUGAAAGUCCCAAUGACGAUGCAGAUGCGGAGGAUGACGGUGACUAUGAGUCCCCCAAUGAAGAAGAAGAGGCACCUGUGGAAGAUGAUGCCGAUUACGAGCCGCCACCCUCCAACGAUGAGGAAGCUCUGCAGAACUCCAUCCUGCCUGCCAAGCCUCUGUCCAACCCCAACUCCAUGUACAUAGACCGCCCCCCCACUGGAAAAGUGCAGCAGCCGCCGGUGCCCCCACAGAGGCCGACCGUGCUCCCUCCUCUGCCCGCGGGCGGCCGGACCCACCAGCCGCUACCCCCACCCCAGCCCAACCACGAGGAGCCGAGCAGAAGUCGGAACCACAGAACGGCCAAACUCCCUGCUCCUUCCAUAGACAGAAGCACGAAACCAGCCCUAGAUCGUUCAUUAGUUCCAUUCGACAGAGAGCCCUUCACUCUAGGAAAGAAACCAGCGAUUUCUGACAAGCCCUCGGUCCUAGGGGGAAGGCCUCCUGGGGAGCAUUUGCCCAAGAUACCAAAGCCCCCGUUACCGCCAGCCACGGAGAGGCAGGACAGAGGCAGCCCCCUGCCAGGGAAGAAGCCGCCUGUGCCAAGGCAUAUGCGGGGACCAGAGAGAAGAGAAAAUGAUGAAGAUGAUGUACAUCAAAGACUUCCGCCCCAGCCAACACCUCUCCCCAUGACCUCCAACACCUUCCCUUCAAGAUCUACGAAGCCAUCGCCCAAGAACUCCCUCCCAUUAACUCACUCAUCUGGAGGCUUCUCAGAAAGUAACUGUAACUUUUCGCAGAGUGCCUCCCUGCCACCAUACUUCUCUCAAGGCUCUAGCAACAGACCACUUCCCAGAGUGGAAGGCAGGAACUUCUCGCCAGUUCCAAGCAAGCAUCGAUCACAAUCCCCCGGGGAAGAAGAGGAUGGCACUUUCCUGGUUAGAGACAGCUCUAAAAAAACCAUCUCCAAUCCAUAUGUUCUCAUGGUGUUGUACAAAGAUAAAGUUUACAACAUCCAGAUCCGUUAUCAGGAGGAAAGCCAAGUUUACUUGUUGGGAACUGGACUCCGAGGGAAAGAGGACUUUCUGUCUGUGUCAGAUAUUAUCGACUACUUCAGAAAAAUGCCGCUUCUGCUUAUUGAUGGAAAGAACCGAGGUUCCAGAUACCAGUGCACGUUAACGUAUUCUGCAGGUUAUCCCUAGCAAGUUAGCCAAGCAAAUGAACCUUCCUCCUGCCUCUGUCCCACCAUGGGAAGAUCAGUCAACCUGGGUGAGCGGCCAAACCCUUAGGACUGAAUUGAACCCCUUCAACAUGAACAGAAGUGUUUUGUCCUUUUACUUAUGAAAGUGUUUGAAAUGAAGACUGUCAAAUAUCCCAUAAUUUAUUUAUUUUUCUUCAAUGUUUGUAAAGUGCAUGAGUAAUAAUGUUCACACUUGAAGUCUAACAGUGCACUGUAAUGAUUCAUUUAAAAAACAUGUGUAUCUUUGAAUACCCAUGUCCAAGUACAUUAGUUUGCACACCUAUAGAAACGAUUUGGGGCAAAUUUAGAAACACUGAAAUGGUAACAGAUUUUGAUAACACAUGAAACUGAUUUUUUAACUAGCCAAUCCUUUGUCAGUCAAAGGCAAUCAUCAAUUUUAUAUGUAUAAUUUGAAAAUUACUAAAAUUCAGUUUCUUGGCAGCAAUAAUUUAAGAAGCUUCAAAAGCAUUUCAUCCUUUCUUAUUUCAUGUUUUUGCUGGAGGGUGGGGAUUUUUUGUAUACUUUUUUUAUGAAAAAGAUAAAUGCAUGUUGGAAUAACUUCCUAGAAUUAAAAUUAAUUUGCCUUCUGCUUCACUUUUUGCUUCCUAAAAGAACUUAUUGACUUUAUUUAAUUAUUUAGCUAUUAUUUUCCUGUUUUAAAGCAAAUUUAAGCUACAAAUACCAAAAGAAAACAUUUUAAAUUUAGAAUGAGACUUUGGCAUCAAAUACAUCGGAUUUAAUUUCAUCACAUCUGACAUCCUCAUCCUAUCUCUUCCACCUCUACCCAACUCCAAAAGUAUCAAGUGAUGUGAUUUUUAUCAACGUCUUCCUGGGAAGAUGAAAUAGCAAUUUCUGUAUACAUGGAAAAGUUUAAUAAGACUUUCCAAUUAGAUACCUUUCUUCUGUGUUUAUCCCCCCUGCCAUCUGUCAUAAAGCCAUUAUCUUCACCCUUCCCCAAAAGGCUUUAUAAAUUCUUCAAAGCAAUUCAAUUCUUUUCUUCAAUUUACAUAUCUCAUUUAAUAAAAAAUAGUAAGCAAUUUUACAAGAGGAAAACUUCACAUUCACUUAAGUUUUCCCUUUUGCGGCUUUGGUUGUUAUUCCACAACUUGUAUUAAUAACAAAAUUUUUUGUCUUCU